Molecule: messenger RNA, 4611 nt
Organism: Cladocopium goreaui
Lineage: Eukaryota; Dinophyceae; Suessiales; Symbiodiniaceae
Source: the annotation of a GenBank genome assembly
AUGGCUGGGGGUAGUUAUCUUGAACACGAGCUGAGGGAUGAGUUCAUAGGCUAUUGCUGCAAAAGGUGCGAGGAGUGGGAAAAGGAGAACUAUAAAAAGAAGACCUUCCAUGGCAAGCGAUGCCAAAAAGAACCUGCUCCCGUGGAGAGAGCCACACAAUCACCUCCUCGUGCGACAGGCACCAGCACCACAGCUUCCGCCAGCGCCGCCUCGAGCCCUGAACAGCCAAGUGGGGCAAAUGAUCGGACGUCAGCGGCGGAACAAGGAGGCGCUGAUGAGAGACAGCCGGAAGCGGAGAUGUUCCCAGAUGGGGAUCCCAAGGAAGAUGCUCCCCGAUGGGAGCACACCUUCCAGACGAAGUUUGGGGUCAGUGACAUCUGGGCCACUGCGGGAGUGGACCCCAGCGGCGAAAUGCAACCGCAAUGGCGGGCACCAGGUGCGGUCCAUGGAAGCACACUGGUGGUGGUGCAGACCGAUGAGGAAGCACCAGAGGUUUUGCGGAUGGAAGUGCAGUCGGGCUUUUGGGUCACCUUGGCUGAGAGGAAUCCUAGCAGUUGGAGUAUCACCAGCUGCUUCCAAGAACCCAGUAGCUCCUGGAACCAGCUCUUCAAAAAGGCCAAGCACCUCGUAGAGGCUUGGUACAAGCCAGAUCGUUGGUGGAGCUGGGCGAAGAAAAGCUUCGAAGACUUUGAGAAGGUCCAGCUCUCACUGCGUCAUGCGUUGCCGCAGCUUGAGCAGAACAAGGAAGGCCUUGCGAAGAAGUGCGAAGAACGAGACGAGGCACGAAAAUCGGCCUUGGAAAGUCUUGAGGGUUUCCUCACUACGGCGAGCAAAGCUCGGAAAAGCGCUUGCGACUGGCACGGCGGUGCAGAGCGGAUUCACCAGAUAGAAAGUGCGAGACAGUGGGCUGAUGAACUGAAAGAAGGAACUCAGCUGCAAGUCGGCGAAGAGGUCAAAGGAUUGGCAGCUCAGCACUUUAAGGUGGUUCUCAGUAGAAACAAGAUGAGAAGUUCUGAUGUCGAACUACAUAACGAACGGGACCUCGAGAAACAGGGUCAAAGCAGGACGGUUGGUGAAAGCAAACUGGAGUUUCUCCAAAAAGAGCGGGACAAGUACCGAAAGGAUGAGAAAGAAGCGACGAGCUUCUACUUCCGCAAGAUGGCGGAGCUCUGCCGCAAGGCCAACCGUUUGGCGCCCGAGAUGCUGCCGGCGCUGCGGCAACACACGGAUAAGCAGAUCUCCUAUACGCUGUCGAAGUUGCCGCCGCAUGAACAGGCGCAAGUAAUGCAAAUCUUCGAUCACAACAUCAGCAUUUCGCACUAUGACCCAGAUUCAUUGAAUAAAGGGAAGCGGCUUAGCCAAUCAGGAGCUCGACAUGCAGUCUAUGAGAUGCGGUAUGAGGGCAACCCCUGUGUGGUGAAAGUUUUCGACUUUCACGCGACGCAUCACAGCAUUCCAACCUUCAUACAGGAGGUGGUCCUGCAUGUGAGGUUGCAACAUCCCUUGGUGGUGCCCCUGCGGAGAGCAUUCAUUGACCACAAGGAGCACCGCGGUUUCCUUCAGUUCGAUCGCUACGAGUGCAAUCUGCAAGAUCAUCUGACCAGGAUGAGAAAAUUGGAGCGUGUGCCGCACCAAUUCAAGGAGCCAGCAGAGGCUGGCAUGGUGGAUAAGAUGCCGAGCAAAAUCACGCAGAUGAUGAUCCUUUCUGUUGCACAUGUGCACAGCCAUCGGGUGGUCCAUGGAGACUUGAAGCCUUCGAACUGGUUGUGGGACGCACAGAGGGAAGUUCCAAUCCUCUGUGACUUUGAGACGGCGAAAGACCAUGGCAUCAACAUCACCCGGACCACCACGUCCACUUGGCGAAGCGAGGGCUAUACGGCCCCGGAAUUGCAGGACAACAAAGAACGUCCGACCUUGGCAUCAGAUGUCUUCGCGUUGGGCCGUUCCAUUGAGACGGUGCUCUCCACCGUGCACCAGUCCAGAAGCUCGGAACGAGACAAUCUGAAGGGCUUCGUGGACAAGAUGGUGUGCAACGAGCCAUCGCAGCGGAUCACUGCGCCAGCUGCGGCGGAAGCAUGGUGGAGUGAGAUCUUGAGCGGAACAGAUGGCUAUCAACAUCUCGUCCGUGCGGAUGAGGUGUUGUUCACUCAGGCGAAAUGCAGCGAGACCUUCUCGGGAGGACCUCACCAGGGUCAACCCCUAGAGACUCUGAUUGAGGCGAUUGUUGCAAAUCCAGAAUACCCGCUGAAGGAUGAGAGGUUGAUCAUUGAUGUGGUGAAGAAAGGCUUGGCGUUGCAAUCUGUGGACAACCGGCGGCUCUACUGCUUCCGCGAAGCUCAACGAAGACUGCAACGCUACCACCAAAGCGAUGCCGUUGUUUGGAUCAAGAUCCGUGAGCACAAGUAUGACAUUGUACAGGAGCGCUUCGUCAAACACUACGACACCAUAGAUGGUGGCAAAUCAAUCAUUGUGCGUGGCCAGUCGCGACGACAAGGCUCGAAGGUCAUGCAGGGCUGUGGUGACUAUCGCUGCUCCCGCUGGCAGCAGGGUCUCAUCCAUUUGGGAGCCAAGGUCAUCAUCUUGCAAGGCAUCUUUGGCACGAUCCCCUCAGCGGCCCAGAGCUUCACCACGAUGUACUUGCAGCGGGGCCUGAUGGGUUUCCGCUCAAAAGCGGUUCCAGGCCGUCACUCUGAUCACUUCGGUGCUGACGCACGGCUGUGGCACCUAAAGACCCUGGCCAGGUCACAGUGUCUCCGAAGGGUGAAGGUUGGUGCAGGGUCCCCUGUUCGCUGGCGUGCCUUAGCCGGCACGCUGGAAGCGAAACUUCGAGGCGGUGGCUUGGGCACCCGCUACGGCUGGCGUCGUUUUGGUGGUCUGGCGCUGCAGCACCACACCUGUCAGAGGCGAUUCACGGCGCUGGAGGAGUGCGUGCACAAUUCGGAGAGCUGUCCUUUGGGCGUGGUGGUGGGCCACAUUCUGAUGCUCCUAAGCCAUCCCGAGAGCUAUGCCUUUGACAUCCGGCUCUUAGAUUCGCACGAAGAGGUGCACAGAUGGGAACUCCUGGGUUCAUCUUUGGGAUAUUUUCUAUGGAACCUGCCUGGAUUUCGGCUUCUGGACAUUCUGUACAGCGGCUGGCCCCUCUUCGCCCUGCUCCGCGCCCUGCGUCCGCAGCUGCGACGCCUGCGGCGCGGGCAAGGUGGUGCCGUGGCGGAGGAUUUCGCACUGAGGCUGCGGAAGGCGCAGGAGACUCGAGACAGGGCAGAUCGGACAGGCUCCCUAUCCAGGAUAGACGUUGAAUAUCUCUCCGGUGUAUCCCUGUGUGGGAUCUUGGAGUCGCACGGAAUGUUAGCGCGCACGGGAUGUCCUUUAACGCAAGCACACCAGGCCUUAGAAGCUGCAGAGCUUGCGGCCGCUGAUGCUGGCAGCACCCUCCGCCGGGAAGAGCUCGGAGUGAUGGAACGACACGUUGAGACUGCCCAGCUGCACCUGCAAGAACUCAUGUGGUGGAUGCAAGGCCCCAAUGAUGGCUGGAAGACCCCAGCUGCCCGCAUCGCUACUUUGAUGCUCAUCGCCUCUGACUCUUUGUUGCCCAUCCUCUCACGGCUUCAGAAACGCCUGGACCGCAUGUUGCUGCUGCGGACCGCGGAAGACUUCUGCCCUGCCAAGGAUCUUCCAGAGCAGGGUCUGCUGUCGGCCGAAGCGAAGUACAUCCAGCACUUCCACGAGACGCUGCGGGAAAGGACACCGAGGCAAUCACCAAGCACUCUCAACAGCAUCCGAGAGGCGAACAGCACCUCAAAGGAGGCCUGGGUGACCUUUCUUUGGGGUGGCGAGAGUGACCGCGCGGUAAAGGCGGCCAUUUUGAACUCAGAGGUCAUUCGAACCAUGGCGCACUCCGUGCGGAAGUGGGAGGCAACGGGAGCGGGCACCUUGCGCGCCUUCCUGGUUUUGACCGUGGGGGACGUGCCCGACAUGGUCGCCUCGGAGCUACGCUCAGAUGGGCUACGAGUGCGACCCAUAGGUGACAAUGAAACGAUCCCAAUUUGGAACUCCUCCUUCGACAUGCAAACACGGCAGUUGGGCAACUGGUUCAAAGACCGCGGGCUCCAACCCAGCUUUGCUCAGCUGGCAGCCUUCACCCUAACGGAGUACACACGAGUUGUAGUUUUGGAUGCUGACGUCCUCAUGCUCCAGCCGUGUCAUGAACUCUUUCGGCUGCCGCUGAUCCUUGCUGCAGCCCCUGAGACCCAUCGUGACCAGGAAGAGAUAUUUGGCCAUGGGCGGACCUACCUGCUGAAUGCGGCUGUGAUGGUUGUGAGGCCCAAUUUAUUCACCUUUGAACGCAUAAAGGAAGCAGUGCAGCAACCUGCCUUCCGCUCCCUUGCCGACAAGAUAGGAGUUCUGGGACAGGCCACUUUCCAGUCUUUGAUGGAUGCCUAUCUCACCACCGAGAACUUCUGGCGCCUGGGAGCUGUCCUCUGGGACUCUCAGGGGAGCUUCGAAGGCUGUGCUCUUUCAGGAGAAGCUGUGGUGGACGUUGGGAUAUGGUCUUUGGAUGAUCUUGUUUAUAUAUAUGUACAUAGUUAUACACACACAUAUAUAUAUAUAUAA